Messenger RNA from Racocetra fulgida, 1918 nucleotides. The record is from the annotation of a GenBank genome assembly. Lineage: Eukaryota; Fungi; Glomeromycota; Glomeromycetes; Diversisporales; Gigasporaceae.
AUGACAGCUGUCAAAGUUAUUUAUGGGUCAGUUUCUCGUCGGUUCACUAUCGGAGCUGAUACUACUUGGGCAAAGUUAGAAUCUCAACUUAGGACCCUUUUCCAAAUCCCAUCUCAUGCUCAAGUGAUUGCUACUUAUACCGAUGAUGAUGGAGAUAAUGUUACACUUUCAAGCGAUUUAGAACUCGCAGAAGUUCAUUCCCAAAGUUUGGCUGGUACCGCUAUUAAAAUCGUUUUGAAAACUAAUCCGACCUUGGAAGAAACUGCCGCAGCACUUGAACAAAUAAGCCUUGACGAUGAAGAACCUUACGAAGCUAUUUUAUAUUCCCAUUCUGAGACUGAAGAGGCAGAGGAACAAGGAACCUGCAAAGAAAUAUGCGGAGAAGCUUGUGAAGAUAUUACUUGUUCCGCAGAUGAAGCUCAUGAACAAGGACAUACGGAAGGUUGUAGUAGCUCUGAUCCAGAAAUAUACUUUUUCGUUUCUCGAAAACGAUCUCAUCAUGGACCAAGACGUAAUUACUCUGGAUCAGUUAAACUUGAAUCUCAUGGUGGACCAAGCGAAUGUCCUUUUACGGAACGUUUUCGUGGUCAUCAUGGCAGGGGUUAUGGGCGUAGAGUACAUAAACAUGGUGAAGGAGGACAUCCUCACCAUCGUGGGCAUCGAUUCCGCGGGCAUAAACAGCAUAUGAAUAAACCUGAUAGAGGAUAUGGAUACGAAAUAAUUGCGGAUAAAUCAGAAAAAGAAAAAGAACCUGAAAUGGAUAAAUCAGGUCCUAGUACUGGAGAACAUGAACGUCAUCCGCGUCAUAAUAGAAAGUGCGAUAAGAAAGUGAGAUUAAAUUCCAGUGGCGAUGAGAGACCCAGACAUCAUUGCGGGUUUGGACCACGUAUUCAUGGGCAUCCAUACUUCCAUCAAAGGCAUGGACAUGGGCAUCAUGGACGUCAUGGUGAUCAUGGGGAAAUUCCACCUGAAAAAAUAGCCGAGAAAUUAGAAAUUUUGAAUGGAUUGUCCUUCCCGGCAGAAAACAAUGCUCAUUAUGAAGAAUUAUUAAAAAGAUUUCAUGGAAGGAUCGGUCCAGUUGUUGAAGCAGUUAUUAGGGAACAAAGGAAACCUAAAGAGCCAGAAGAUGGUGAACCAGGUGAUGAUGAAGCUGAUUCCAUUAAAACAAUGGAUUAUCAAAAUUCAUCCGACGGUUUUGUUCUACCAUACAGUAAUAAUCUUGCUACAGAAUCGUAUAAUAUAGCUUCGCUACGAACUGCAAGAAGGCGUAUCAUGGCAUACGCUGAUAAUUAUUCUCUUUCGAGGACAAUGACAAAUCACGAGAUAAAUCCAUUGUCUUCUGUAUCAACACAAAAUCAUAUAUAUAGUGUGGAUGAUGAUUCAAGGAAAAGUUCUCAUACAAGUCUUGCAAGCACUAUUGCACAUGAAGUUUCUACCCUUAAUAGUGAUACUCCUUUGAUUGAUUCCUCUACUUCCGCCCCUGAUAACAACAAUCAUUCCUCUUUAAUUUCUCCUUCCGUUCGUUCCUCACGUCAAUUUACUCACAUUCAUAAAAAGAGGUUAUCAAGAACUAUGCAACAUAUUUCCUCUUUUAUAAAACUCACCGUAAAUAUUUCUCCAACUAUCUCAUUUCCUGUUACUAUUGAAAAAACAUAUACGGUCGAAAGGUUGGCCAGACAAAUCGAGGCUGAAUAUGCUUUUAAAUAUGGUGGUAUUGAAGAAAGAUCUAUUCAUGAACCUCUUGAAGUAGGUUUACUUUAUGAUGUUAGUAUGGUUGCAUUGCGAUUUCGCGAUCUCGUAGGUGAUGUUUUAGAACAUGAUUGUGGUAAUGAUCUCGAAUAUGCUGAUAUUGACUUUGAAUUCCAAGAUUUUGAACUUGAUCUUGGCAAAGACUUUAUGUUAAAUAACUAUAGAGAAA